Molecule: messenger RNA, 2466 nt
Organism: Oncorhynchus masou masou (cherry salmon)
Lineage: Eukaryota; Metazoa; Chordata; Actinopteri; Salmoniformes; Salmonidae
Product: SH3 domain-binding glutamic acid-rich-like protein 3
Exons: 3
Coding region: 85-363 (92 amino acids)
Cellular component (GO): cytoplasm
Source: RefSeq, a predicted model, not a curated record
CGGGAGGCGAUUGAUCGUAGUCUUCGGCAAGAGAGCUGUUCGCGGUUCGUGUGACAACACAAAGGGAUAUCGAGAAUCGCAACCAUGGGCGUCAAAUUGUAUUAUACCACCGUUACUGCAUCCAGAGAGGUGAAGUCUCAGCAGGCGGAGGUGAUGAGGAUACUGGAGAGUAAGAGCAUCCAGUACGAGCUGAUUGACAUCUCAGUGGGCGGGGAGGUCAGGGACGAGAUGAGAAGCAAGGCAGGGAACCCCACGGCUGUCCCACCACAGAUCUUCAAUGAGGACCAGUACUGUGGGAACUAUGAGAUGUUUUCGGACGCAGUGGAGGAGGACAAAGUGGAACAGUUUCUGAAGAUGGCGUGAUGAGGAAGAGACGUGUCUCCCCCCGCCCUCUUUCUCAAUGCCAUGAUGAAUGCCAAAUACAACCAACCAAUCAAAAGGCACACACACUCCUUCCCACCCCGCGGGACUCUUACCUAACCACUGUUGAAAUGAUUGUGUAUGUUUUAUACAGCACUUAUUAUGUUCUCCCCAUUUCUUUCGUCACUGUUUCCCUUUGUGGUCAAGAUCUGGGUUCAAAUACUUUCAAAUCAUGUUAAAUGCUUAAGUGGUACUUUUUUAAAAGCUUUCCUGUAGCAAUUGAACCAAUAGAAAUGUCCAAAAAAGGCAAACCCCACCCACCUGGCCCUCCAUGCAGACUAAAGCAAAUCCUUGAAUAUAUUUGUAUUUGGAAUAGUAUUUGAACCCAGGCCUGCUUGAUCCGAUGUGUUCAUGUCACUAAUCAUUCUGAGGUUGGUCUGUGGGAUCAAUGGAGCUGCCUAAUCUAGAUGUGUGGUAAUUAGGUCAAAUCAUCUGGGCUGUACAUGGUCCACUAAUCAAGAGGCUAACAUUUACCAGGAAUCGAUCUUGGCCUGAAAUGACCCUUUUAUUCCCUAUAUUUACCGGGUCAAAUGUAGUGCACUACGGCUGUGUUUACAUAGGCAGCCCAAUUCUGAUAUCUAUUUUCACUCAUUCUAUUUUUGACCAAUAACAUCUGAUCUUUCCAAACAGAUCAUUUUCAGAGCUGAUCUGAAAAAAUAUAUAUCAGAAUUGUGCUGUCUGUCUAAAACAAACAAACAAAAAACCGAAUACUUGGUUACCAUUACUUGGAUUUAACGGUGUUGUCUUUUCCUUACCUGUCCCACUUGACUUCAAUGUUGUUCAUAUCGACAGACAGUCAUUUUCAAAAUGUACGUUGGCCUACUGUAGACAUCAACAUGGAUAGGAGAACGUAGCAUGGAGAACGUAGACGCCAACAAUCACAGAACCUUAAAGAAAUGUGAAUUGUGGUAGAGACAGAGUAAGUGAACUGGAUUCUACUCUGGUCCAAAACAUUUCAAUGCUUAGCAUGCUAAUGGUGUCAAAGGUCCAUGCUGGAAAGGUGAGUCCAUUGUGGAGAGUUACAGAAUAUGGUAAAAACAGACAGCAUUUCAUAGUGUUAAACUUGGUGCCAAUAAAUAUGUGAGAAUGUGCUUUACAGCUGGAUAUAGUCUUACUUCACACUAUGUUACUGCAUUCCAAAGACUGCUGUAUUUUUUUAAGAGACCACUUGCAUUUGCUGGGAAUUACCUGAUCGUCAAUCAUUGGUCUGACAUAGACAUAAAAUAGACAUAUUUAUAGGACAUUGUCGCAAAAAUACAUAACACUGUUACUGGUACUACAGCUGUACAUCCUUACUGUAAGAGAACUGAGUUUGAGUAUUAUAAUCCCCUGAAUUUAUAAGCCCCAAUGACUGUUUAGGACUUGUUACUGUUCUAUCUGUGGUAAUGUGUAAUUCAAUCUCGAACCAGCUUGAAGAUACAGUAAAGACAACUAUGCACAUUAAACUCUGCCUCACAUUCCCACUGUUUUACUGACGUUUGGCUCCUGAGUGGAUAAAGAAAGUGUUUCAGAUUGAACUGACACAAUCUCAUCCUUAGACAAACUAACUCACCACAUGGGGAAAGUUGAAGGCCUCACUUUUAGUGCCUCAAGUGUCUACUCCUCUUUCUUCCGACUGGUUUCUCUUCCAUGGGAUGUUGUAAAAAACGUAUGUGCCGUUUCAUGUGUAGAGUCCCACAUCUUUUACCCAGUAUGUCAUCCUCGUUUAAAAUAAUAAUAAUGUAAUCUCUGUACUAGAGCCUACCUAUCAUUAUAACCCCUGGUUCCACACAUAGGAACCUUGAUUUUCAUCUAUCUCAAAGUCUGGCAACGCACUACCACACGCAUGGAGUAUCUGGGUAUUUAGGAGUGGGACCUCUAUUCUGUAAUGGCAGCCUUCACAGACAAUGCUUGUCAUUUGAUGGUGGUUGAUGUGUUAUUGGUCAAUGAUGUGUAGCUAUUCUCUAUCAACUAUAUGUUCAACAUUCCAUAUCUCUCUGUUCGAACUAUUGCUUUGCUUUUGGACCAAAGCCCCAUUGGCCAAAAUAAAUAAAAAAUUAAAAAAUA